This is a messenger RNA of Trichomonas vaginalis G3, 584 nucleotides long. RefSeq names its product phage tail repeat-like family. The annotation marks the transcript as partial. The record is from RefSeq and is a predicted model, not a curated record. The transcript has a single exon. Lineage: Eukaryota; Parabasalia; Trichomonadida; Trichomonadidae.
AUGUAUGUAAGCUAUAUAAAGAAUGAUGGUACACAAGUUAAAGUUCCAUUAGACAACAACUGCUACUUAAACUUAUAUGGAGACGAACAAACGAAAUAUUUAAGAGUUUAUGAAAUGGCAGAUAUGACAUUGCCUGACCCAGCUCCAAUACCAUAUUAUUAUGACUAUGGAUAUGACGGCGGAGCACUACAUGCAAAUGAACAAAAGUUAACAUUAUAUUUAGAUUAUUGUAGAUAUAAAAGAUAUAAUGCAAUAGAAAAAACGAGAAUAGUAUAUUAUUAUAUAGAUGACAAAAAUAAAUAUUAUAGUCAAGACUUUACCUACCCUGAAAACAUGAGAUUAUAUUAUAAAAAAUAUUCUGACACAAACCAGAAGAAACCUGAAAUAGUUGCACUAUAUUUUAAGUUCAAAAGAGACAAUCCUAUAUUAUCUCAUAUGUUUGAUUUAAUGAACCCAGUAGGUUCUAUUUAUACAUCUAUGGAUGCAAGAGGUCCUCAAGUAAUGUUUGGUGUUGGUGCAUGGGAACAAAUAGUCGACAGGUUUUUGUAUUGUGCAAACUCUUCAAAGGAAACAGGUGGAAGUAA